Messenger RNA from Mytilus trossulus (common blue mussel), 5866 nucleotides. Its product is annotated as aquaporin-11-like. The record is from RefSeq and is a predicted model, not a curated record. The coding region runs from base 291 to 1187 and encodes 298 amino acids. Gene Ontology annotation, molecular function: channel activity. Lineage: Eukaryota; Metazoa; Mollusca; Bivalvia; Mytilida; Mytilidae. The transcript has 3 exons. Gene Ontology annotation, cellular component: cytoplasm; membrane. Gene Ontology annotation, biological process: transmembrane transport.
ACAAAUUGUUAAGUCUGAUUAAUAAUAAAAUAAAUCAGUUGGUACGAAUUGACAAUUGACUUGGUACGAAUUGUCCAAAUCUGGAACGAACUGGUUUGGAACGAAUCGGACUUGGAACGAAUAUUGACUAGCAUUCAAGAAGACAAGUGGCAAUGAAAAUUACAGUUACUGUCCCUUUUCAUAACAGUCCCUUCAACUUCAACGUGAAAUCUGUUUCGUCUUGAUCUCCGACAAAGUGGAUAUAUAUUUUGUUGCUUAAAAAAAGGUUGCAGGCCUAAUCUUUUCAGAAAAUGAAGUGGAGAGAGUUAUUACAGGAGACUGUGAGCCCAGACAUCCAGUUCCUAUCACCAGCUGUUUCCUCUGUUAUAUUCUGUCUGUUAGUCAUGCUUCUCUGUGUUAUUAUGCACAAGUUAUCCAAUAUGUUCCUGCCAGGAUCAAUCAAAUUAUAUGCCUUGGAUUUUUUCAAGAGUGUUGCCAUGUUUACAUACCCUCUUGCCUUUGGUUUUACCAGGACAUACCAUGGCCACAUAGGUUACUGUGUGAUAAUGGUUCCAAUCAAUGUAAUAACGAUCCUGCUGAUGGCUGAAGGUAAUAUAAGUCCUGUUGAUAACUUCCUGUUUGCUAUAAAAGGCCAGCAGGCAUUAUGGAAAUCCAUUUUACGAAUCAUAAUUCAAGUUAACGGUGCGUUUGCAGCCUUUUACCUAGCUCAGAAGAUUAUGCAGUUAGAAUUUCAUGAAGAUUUCGAAAACAUGCUAUCAACUGUUUGUAUAUCAGACUUAAAAGUCACUAUAUUUUUUGGAUUUCUGAUUGAGAUGUUGGGAACUGCAUGGGAUGUUUGGGUAUGGUCACUUUCAUUGUCCAGAUAUCAUCGUAUCAACCUCAUAAUUAAAAUGACCAACACUGCACUUGUUGUUUGUUCAGGUGUGCAUUAUACAGGAAUGUACAAUCAACCUGCCCUGGCAACAGGAUACACAUUUGGAUGCCAUGGGACCUCCAAUGUAGAACAUGUUUUCGUCUAUUGGAUAGGACCUUUUAUUGGUGGAUAUAUAGCUGAUUACAUUUCAGAAAAUUUCAAUAUACAACUGUCUAGCAAUGAAGUAAUGCAGAAAGGUAUUAACAAGGAUAAAAGCAUGAAUCAAGAAGAAACAAAAAAUACCUCAACAAAGCAUCUCAAGAAACACAACUAGGUGAAUUUUUGCUUUAAAUUGUAUUAGUUUUAUCUAUUUAUAGAUCACAUAUAUAAUGUCUAUCAAAAUCUAGCAUUUAAUUUUGUGCUUUAAGGCAGCAACCAUUUGAUUCUCAGGGGGGGGGGGGGGGGGGGAAUAAUUUGUUUUUGACCCUGAGAAAAAAAAUUUGUUUGUUUCACCCUUAGCUGCCACUAUAUGUAAUGCUAAAAUUGAAAGAAAAAAAAUGUUGUUCGCCAAAGCAUGCGAAAAAAAAGUUAGUGUAGAAAAAAACCCAUAGCCCCCCCCCCCCCGAAAAUCAAAUGGUUGCUGCCUAAGUAUUUUUAUUUUGCCUCUGGUAUUUAAAAGCUUUAAAAUCCGUGAAAUCCUGAUCUUUUAGAUUUGGAGGAUUACAGCAUUUGUCUGUUAAAUAAAUAAUGAUUUCAAAUUUCUGCUUGAUAGCUUCCAGUUAGAAAAUGCAAUGAGGCCAUAAUUGCCAAACAUAAUUCAAAUCAACAAUUUUCUAUUAAGAUUUAGAUACUAAUACAAAUAACAAACCACCGUUGCCGACAAGAUAUUUAUAUAAGAAGAUGUGGUAAGAUUUCUAAAGAGACAUACAUGUGGAUGAUUGCCAAUUUUCAACCAGACUCCAGAGGAUGUAGAAGUUAGAAACUACAGUUUACUGUACAUCCUUCAACAUUGAGCAAAACCAAUAACACACAACAAACUAUUAAUGGCAUCAGCAUGACAAUUGUACAACAAUUCUUACAAGCAAACUAUUGCCUGAUUUUUGUACAAAACAAUAAACAAAUCAAAAAUAUGAUCUGCAGCAACAAACAACAUACACUGAAUUAUAAACACCUGAAUUGGAAAAGACACAUACAUAAUUUGAAGGGGUUAAACAUGUUUGAGGGCACAUACCCCCCCCCCCCCCCCUAACCUGAGACUGGUGUAACAAGAACAUUCCAUAAAAAAGGCUCAACUCAGAUUGUUACUAAGCACACAAAAACUAAAAGAAUCAAGACAUAAUGUAAAUAUCUGAGAGUAGUCUCUGAAAACUAGAUCAAAGCCAUUAAAGCUAAUAACAACUAAUUAGACAAAUUAAUAUAUCCAAGGCUAAAAUAUCAGUAAGUACACAUCAAAUGAAUUUAGUCUAAAGACGUCAAAAACAAAAGGCAAGUAUGAAAUGAUAAUUUUUUCAUCAAAUACGGUGUCCAUGAUAUGUUAGUGAGAUCAUGCGAUAUGAUUGCACUGAACUGAUCAGCUUAUUGAUUUAGAUUUAUCUGGCAAUAAAAAAGCAACAUUAUUGUAUAUAUAUGACCACUUAUAUGGCCCAUUAUAUGGCUCAUUUGGAAAGAACUUACAAGAAAGUAGUACAUAUUUAAAAAAAAAAAAGUUUCUAAGCAUAGUAGUUACUUUGUCAAUAAGUUAAAUAUUUGGGGUUUUUGAUUAUGUGAUUACUGAGCCAUUUUUAAAGUGAUUAUUUGAUAAUCUAUGACUAUUUUUUUUAUUUGAUUACCUUGUUUAAAAAACAAUUAUUGAUUAUGUGAUUAUAAUGGCAAAAAAAAAUGUUUUUAUGUGAAUACUUGAAAACCCCAAAUGAGGGUCCUUUGAAAUAACUAUUCCUCUAUUUGAACUCAAUACAACAUAGCUAUGAAUUCUUGAAGUUGCAGAAUAUAACAUACAAAAUAAAGGAGCUUUGAAUUAUUGGUGCUAUUCCUGAUAUUGAUAUUGAAAGCUUUUAAGAUUGUUUAUUUGUUUUAAAUCCAUAGGUAACAAUUGAAUCAUGACUGACAAUUAUCUUUAAAUUGAGACUGAAUUCUUGUACAGGUAGAUUUAGUUUAUAUAAAUAAAUUCUAAUUUCUUUUUUUUCUGCUCCAAGUUAUGAUUUUGUUUGAUAUUUAUAUGUGUUAAUUUUUAUGUAUGUAUAAUGAAGAAUUUUAUAUCAUGAUUUUCUGAGUGUUUAACACUUUUGUUGUGUGCACAAGAAUUGCUCUGGUGUAAUGAUAGUGGUAUGUUGAAACAGUCAUCUGUUUGUUAUAACUUUGAUGUGAUUGCACUUUUUACAAUCGAAAAAUGAUCUUUAGUUUGUUUGCAUAAUGAAAGUUUAAAGUAUUUGACUUGUGGACCUUAAUAACUUUUCUCUCUGUCUGUUUGGUUAAUUUGACAUGAGUCUUGUUGUUUCCAAAGCAAAAGUUUGGUCAAAAGUGACUAGUGUUCCAAAAUUUAUAUUUUAUGUAAAUUCAAUUUUGUUGAUUGCUUCUUUCAAUUUUAAAGAGACCUGUGUAUGUUAAUGAAAUACAUUUUACACAGUUUAAAUGGUUGAUCAAAGUCACUUAAUAGAGUUUUUUUUUAAUUUCUGAAAAGCUGUUUUUAGAUAUAAUUCAUGAAAAUCAUAAAUUACAUUACAAGAUGUCUUUCUUGGAGUUUUCAAUUCUAUUAAUUUUUCUGUCAUAUUACACAUAAAAAAAAUCAUUUGUCAGUAGUAUUGUUUAUUUGUGCAAGUUGUCCAUAGACUGGGUUAUGAAAAGAGAAAUCCAUUAACAGAUGUUAUUUUUACUCUUUUUAUCUCAUUGUAUUUUUUUCAGAAUAUAGAAAGAAAAAAUGUUGUCACUGUAUAUUUAUUCCUGCUAUAUUAUUCAUGUAUAGAUAAUUUGUAAUUUUUUAGUCAUAAUCAUCUGAAAGUCUUUACAUAAAUGUGUGCUUUGAAUAAUGCAUUUAAUGUAUAAAAGUACAUAUUGUUUGAAGAUAGGCCGACAUUACGGUGAAAGAACAGUGAGACUGAGUGUACAGAUUUUUGUAAGAUUCUCCAUACACAUUGUUAAAAUUGGAAAUUAGAAAUAAAAAUUAAAUAUUUUUAUAAUUCAUUAAUUCAAGUUCAACAUGCUAAAAAUAAUGUAAAAUUGAAUAAGAAUCAUGGUAUGUCACAUCUGGUUGUAUACAAAAAUAGGUAGAAAAAAAAUAUUCCCUUGAAUAAGAAAAUUGUAGGUAAAUAAUUCUACAUUUUUUUUUGCAUUAAAACAUUCUCUGUGUCAUAGAUAAUGUCUUCAGAAUUUCAAAGCACCAAUAUUUUUUUUUAUUUGGGGUUUCUAUAUAAUUUUUUGUAAACUUGAGGUUACAUGGUGACUUAAUCUUGUACACAGGUUAAAUAAGGGGAUAAAUUGGAUUGGUUAUUUAAAUUCCAGUGAUGGUUAUUUUCUUGUAUGCAAUGAAAUGUUAUGUGACAUUUUUUCUAUAGUACUGGACAGGAUAAAACUACACUCAUGCCAAGUAUUUCUUUAUUUGAAACAGAGAUGAAUUCUGCAGAAAUGUGCAAAUUUAACAAAGUCUAAUAGGGAAAAUCAAUGGAGGUAUUACACCUAAAGCCAAUGUUACUUAAAGUAAAUGAAAAUUAGGUUGACUCUACAGGCUCUUAGGAACAAUUGCUGCUGCUGUUUGUGGUCCUAAAUGUAGUAAUGCUUUGUUUUCUUAUGCUAAUUUAAUGUAUUCCAUAUAUAUUUUUACCAAAGCUACGCUAUUAUAUAGAUGAAUUAUUUGUACAUAUAAAAAAGAAGAUGUGGUAUGAUAUGUAUUGUAUUCUGAGUUGUACUUUUAUUCUGCUGAGUUGAAAACUUUUAUCUACUUAAUGCUAACAAAUACUUACUAUUACUUACAAAGUACUAACAUUUUGUUAUCUUCUUAGUUUACAUUUUAUUGUUUCACUUUUAUGUUUGAAAUAUUUUAGAUAUCCCAAUUGUUUUGUGAUGUUGCUUUUAUUAUCUUGAAAUACUGCCUGACAUGUAUGCUUGUCUUGCCCUUAACAGUCAAAACAAGUACUAUGUUUAUCACAUUUCUUGUGUUGUUAAUUUGACAAAAAUCUUAUUAAAAAAGAACAUAAUGUCAUUGAUCAAAAAUACAAGUUCGAUUUUGCUGAUUUUAACAUUUGCUAUCCAAGAGUUCAGCAUCUUAAAUACUUAAAAAUAAUGAGGUUUUGAUGUUUUCUAUGUUGCCAUUUGAUAAUUUUGUUACAGAACCAUAUUCAUGGAUGCUGAUGCUGACGAAACUAUGAAUAUCAGUUUUCCAAAAAAUGUAUUUUUAAAAAAUCUUGAUUCACCAGUUUGCUAGAUUUUGAAUAACAUUCAUAUACUAGUACCCAACUUUAAAUUGAUGAUUGUACAGGACCUUGUUAAAAUCAAGUGAUAUUCAUAUAGGGAUCACAAUGUAUUUAAAAAGUGAUUAAUUCUGUAUGAUGCAUACUUGCAAAAUGAGUAAAUACUGACUCAUUUGGUAUCAGAUUCGAUUUGAGUUAGAAGACAAACUUUGAUAUAACAUACUUAAAAUGUAUUGGAUAAAUGGUCAAAUUAUAUUUAUCUAUAUAUUAUAUUUACUGUCUGUAUAACAGUAUAUAUAUAAGGUGAAGGGUGAAGGUGCUGAAAAUAAACUGACAUGUGUACUGAACAGUUGUUUCUGGACUAUAAUCCUGUAGUUUUACACGUUUCUGUUAUCAUGCACGGAAGUGGAACUAAAAUUUAAUAAAUGAGACAAGGAUUUAUUUUGAUAUUUAUGCCAGUACGUUGUCGUUACUAAAAGUAAACUUUAAAAGUUUCGGAAAAGUGGUCUUCUAAUGACUAUCACUGAAUGUUCUUUAAUGAUAUUUUAAUUGUUAUGUCCAGCUUUCCACUUAUUGUAUUUAUCAGGUUUAUUGAAUAAAAAGUUCUGCAUGA